Elgaria multicarinata webbii is the source of this 1194-nucleotide messenger RNA. Its product is annotated as vomeronasal type-2 receptor 26-like. The annotation marks the transcript as partial. NCBI's taxonomy places the organism in Eukaryota, Metazoa, Chordata, Lepidosauria, Squamata, Anguidae. Gene Ontology annotation, molecular function: G protein-coupled receptor activity. Gene Ontology annotation, biological process: G protein-coupled receptor signaling pathway. The transcript is spliced from 4 exons. The record is from RefSeq and is a predicted model, not a curated record. Gene Ontology annotation, cellular component: plasma membrane.
AUGACUUACCGUACCAGUUUGGACCUCUUGUUCAAAUCACAUAAGAUUGUCCCCAACUACAAAUGUGGCGGCCAGGGAAAUCUCAUAGGAGUCAUUGGUGGACUGGGUGCUGAAACCUCUUCACGCAUGGCGGAUGUCUUUGGUCUUUACAAGAUUCCACAGGUGCCACCUGUUUCCCUCUGUAAUGACAACUGUGAUCUGGGUUACAGCAAGAAAAAGAAGGAGGGGGAGAAAUUUUGCUGCUAUGAUUGUGCUCCAUGUCCAGAUGGGAUGUUCUCAAACCAGCAGGACAUGGAAACUUGUGUCAAUUGUCCAGAAGGUCAAUAUCCAAACAAAUUCCAGGAUGGAUGCAUUCCUAAGAUUCCAAAUUUCCUAGCUUUUGAAGAAACAUUAGCCAUCAUCUCCAUUUCUUCAGGACUUCUAUUGUCUCUGAUCACAGCUCUGGUGCUUGGCAUCUUCAUCAGGCAACGUGACACUGCCAUGGUCAAAGCAAACAAUCGAAGCCUCACCUACAUUCUCCUCAUCUCCCUCCUCCUGUGUUUCCUCUGUUCCUUCCUGUUCAUCGGAAAACCUAAGAAGGUCACCUGCCUUCUUCGACAAACUGCUUUUGGCAUUGUCUUCUCUGUGUCCCUCUCCACCAUCUUGGCAAAAACCGUAUCAGUGGUCUUGGCAUUCAUGGCUACCAAACCAGGAUCACGGAUGAGGCAGUGGGUGGGGAAAGGAUUGGGGUACUCCAUUGUCCUCUCCUGCUCCAAUAUUCAAGCAGGUAUCUGUGCUCUCUGGCUGGCAAUGUCUCCUCCAUUCCCAGAUGUUGACAUGACUUCAAUGAUGGAAGAAAUUGUACUACUAUGUAAUGAAGGUUCCGUCCUCAUGUUCUAUUGUGUUUUGAGUUACAUGGGUUUCCUGGCCAUUAUCAGCUUUACUGUGGCCUUCCUGGCCAGGAAGUUACCUGACAGUUUUAAUGAAGCCAAGUUCAUUACCUUUAGCAUGCUAGUCUUUUGCAGUGUGUGGGUGUCCUUUGUUCCAACUUACCUCAGCACAAGAGGAAAGUACAUGGUGGCUGUGGAGAUCUUCUCCAUCUUGGCCUCCAGUGCUGGGUUACUCAGCUGUAUCUUUUUCCCCAAAUGCUACAUAAUCGUGGUGAGACCUGACUUGAACAGUCCAUCUUUCUUCAGGCAGGGGAAGAAAGAGGAA